CCCUGGAUGGGACGAUCUGCCACACACACCAUCGGUCUACUCGGUGCCCGGUUCCGCGCGAUAUUUUGUGACUGCCUGUCUGUGCGGUGCUCGUGCUUUAGCCUGUGCUUCUCGGCUCCCUAGACCCAUCGAGGAAUAGGGAGGUCGACAUGACCCGGUUGGGAUUGCGAUUCAUCGCAUCCGCAGUUUGCCUGGCCGGGAUCGUCAGUGGGCAAUAUAAUCAUACGUCAGGGGUGAAUCCGCCAUCGGUCUUGCCGCUGGAAGGAGAUGAUCGAGGUGAUAUUGGAAGGCCAAACGAUGACGACUACGGCAGUCAGCCGGAAUGGAAAUCUGUAGACAAAGGUUUCAUCACGGACAACGAAGAAUACGAGGAAACGGAAAGGCGGAACGGCAGUUACUUUGGUGGCCAUUAUAGCCCCGACGAGAGGACACGACAGUGGAAUUACUACAGAAACAGGAACGAUUCUUCUCACGGCCAACGCUAUCCGAGUCGAACGUAUCCCUAUGGUCGUACAUCGUCGAGCGGUCACGGAAAGUAUCCUGACAGCGGUGGCGCGUCAGGAUCCGGAAAUGACGAAAAUUACGAUAUAUAUAGCGGUGCCGGUGAAGGCGAACGAGGAGGUUCUUACAAUCGAGGGAGUCUCGAGCCUUAUGGCGGCAGCGAUCCUUAUGGUGGAAGUCAACACGCGGAUUCUUACGGCCGGGGUUCUGCGGACUCUUACGGUCGAAGAACUGGUGAUGCUUAUAGUCGGGGAGGAGGAGGAGGUGGAGAAGGUUAUGGUGGCAGUCGCGGAAGUGACUAUGGCUACGGUUACGGUGCUGGCGGCGACGAUGAAACUUAUCCGAGCAAUUACCAUGUGGUGCCCAUGCCAGGGGCACCCCGCAACUGCACUGGAUCGGGAUGUUGCGUGCCGAAAUGUUUCGCCGAGAAAGGAUCACGGGGACCACCUGGAUUAAUCGGACCGCAAGGUCCCAAGGGACAACGAGGAUUCCCAGGAGCGGAAGGUCUUCUGGGGUCUAAAGGUGAGAAAGGGGAUCCUGGUCCGCAAGGUCUACACGGUGCGAAAGGUGACAGAGGAAAAAUGGGUAUGCCUGGUUUCCCUGGUAUAAAUGGUGUGCCUGGAGUACAAGGAGCUCCGGGAACUGCUGGUCUGCCCGGACGCGAUGGCUGCAACGGAACGGAUGGCGCUCCCGGACAUUCCGGUCUUCCCGGAGAGCCUGGACCUCGCGGUUUUCGAGGUUUCCCUGGUUCUAAGGGAGAAAAGGGUCAGCCUGCAUAUGCCGGCGCAUUCCCCGUUGGUCAGAAGGGUGAGCCUGGUAUGGACGGUGUGAGAGGUCCUCCUGGACCUCCUGGUUUUCAAGGAGAGCGAGGUCCUGCUGCUCCGAAGGGUGAACGGGGUCCUUAUGGUGCUCCUGGCAUACCAGGUGCGAAGGGAGAAAAAGGAAACAUGGGUCUUGGAUUCGAAGGAUUGAAGGGAGACAAAGGUCAAAAGGGAGAGCUAGGACCUCCAGGUACGACCGGGCCGAUUAUGCCAUUCGAGGGUGUUUCUGAGGUGACGGGUCUGCCCGGAGAACCAGGAAUGAGAGGAGAUAAAGGUGAAAUGGGGCCGGAAGGACAAAAGGGAGAGCCAGGAUUCAUAGGCGAUCAUGGUAUCCCUGGAGGAUCAGGCCAGAAAGGUGAAAAGGGUCUUCCGGGAGCUCCCGGCAUUCGCGGUAGAGACGGUUUUUCUGGACCACCUGGACCUCCCGGACGAAAGGGUGAUCGAGGUAUCGACGGAUUAGAGGGACUGCCUGGACGUCCCGGUAAAAAGGGAGAUCCCGGCCGAGAUGGAUCCAUGGGAGUUCCAGGAUUGCGAGGACCGCCUGGUCCACCGGGAGGUGGUAAAGGAAGACCGGGACCAUCAGGACCAAAAGGGCCACGUGGUUUCCCAGGAUCCACAGGACCGCGAGGUGCAGAUGGCUUUCCGGGAGAUCCAGGCCCGAGAGGUCCCAUUGGUUUGCAAGGAGGUCCUGGACUAUCCGGAAUUCCAGGUCCAGAAGGUUUACCGGGGGAGAAAGGUGCGAAGGGCGAGCCUGGCUUGACUGGGUUCCCCGGAGGUCCUGGACCACGUGGAUUUGAUGGACCCCCAGGAGCAGCAGGGCCGCGCGGACCGCAAGGAGACAAAGGAUUUUCGAUAAUGGGUCCAAAAGGAAUUGACGGUACACCAGGUUUUGACGGAGAAAAGGGCCAAAAAGGAGAGCGCGGUUACGUAGGUGUGCGUGGUCGGCCGGGAGAUUCUCUGGAUGGUAUUCCGGGAGCUCCGGGUGCGCCGGGUGAGCCGGGAGAACCGGGAGCGGCGGGAAGAGACGGUGUACCGGGUCUUUCGGGACCGCAAGGUGAAAAGGGAGACAUUGGUGGUCGCUGCAUAGAUUGUUUGCCGGGAUUACGAGGUCCUAAGGGAGAUCGCGGCGCGGAUGGUAUCCCGGGACUUACCGGACCUCGAGGACCACCUGGAGAACGCGGUUUCCUCGGAGAAGCUGGCGUGGAUGGAUUGCCGGGUGCAAUUGGACCUCCGGGACCACCAGGAAAAGAUGGUAUACCCGGUGCUCCAGGACCUCAAGGAGAAUCCGGAACUCCGGCAACAAUAACAUGGAAUAUGCUGAAACUGGAGAAAGGUGAUAAAGGUGGACGUGGCGAGCCUGGUAGACAAGGCCCGCCGGGACCAGAAGGGCCUCCAGGAGAAAAGGGCAGACCCGGAUUCGAAGGUUUUCCAGGUCUUAAGGGAACUCCGGGAGAUCGCGGUUUCCCCGGACAAGAUGGCGUUCCAGGAAGACCAGGCACGCCUGGACGUCCAGGAGAAAAAGGAUUAAGUAUAAAGGGAGAGUCCGGAGAAUCGGGUCGACCAGGAUUUCCGGGACAAAAAGGAGAACCUGGUUUAUAUGGUCUUAAGGGUGAACCUGGUCAAUGUCCGCCACUUCGUUGGAUGAAAGGCUUUAAAGGAGACCGAGGUCUGACUGGUGAGAAAGGAGAACCUGGACCACCUGGUGAAGACGGAUUAUCUGGUGACAAAGGAUUGCAAGGUUUCUCGGGUCCACCCGGUCCACCUGGUGCAUCAGGUUCACCUGGUCCUGUGGGUCCGAGAGGUUUACCUGGUCCGCGAGGUGACAAAGGCAACAUGGGUCCUAUGGGUUUCCCAGGGGAACUUGGUCGAGAAGGACCUAGGGGAUUCUCAGGCGCUCCGGCUCCAAAAGGCGAAAAAGGAGAACCUGGAAUAUCGAUGAAGGGUAGUCCUGGUCUAUCAGGUCCUCAGGGUGAAAAAGGAGAAAAGGGUCUUCCAGGACCACCAGGAAAAGAUGGUCCAGUCGGUUAUCCGGGAUUAACGGGCAUUCCUGGCGAGAGAGGAGAUUUAGGCGCACCGGGGAUAAAUGGUUUGCCCGGAUCACCCGGAGAAAAAGGUGACAAUGGUCCAGUUGGUCCACCUGGUCCUCCAGGUGUUGCCGGAAUUCCAGGAGCAGACGGAAUCAAAGGUGAACCAGGAUUACUAGGAGAGCCAGGUAGAUCUGGUCUUCCCGGAUUCCCAGGCUCAAAAGGGGACCGCGGUGAACCAGGUAUUGAUGGACCUAAAGGAUACCCCGGUAGACGAGGAUUACCUGGUACCCCAGGUAGACCUGGCAUAGACGGACCGCAAGGUAUAAAGGCAGAACGUGGUGAGAAGGGUUCGCCAGGUUUCCCCGGAUUACCUGGUAUGGAAGGAAAACCUGGUCGUCCUGGCAUAUCUGGGCUGAAAGGAGACCACGGACCACCUGGUACACCCGGUUUACCGGGAUUGAUGGGUGACGAAGGACCUAAGGGUGAUAUUGGUCCUCCGGGUCUGCCGGGAAGGAAAGGAGAAGCGGGACAGGUUUCGGAAAAAGGACAAAAGGGCGAGCCAGGAAUGCCGGGAAUACGCGGUCCUCAAGGUCCUCCAGGACGAGACGGCAUCGACGGAGCAAAGGGUGAACCUGGCAGGCCAGGCAUCGGCCGCGACGGAUUACCCGGAUUGAAGGGCGAACCUGGACUUCCAGGUCGGGAUGGAUUGCCAGGAUUCCAAGGACUGAAAGGUGAUACCGGUGUACGCGGUUUCCCUGGAAUGAAAGGCGAUCUGAGUCUACCGGGUGCACCUGGAGAACCUGGACCACCUGGAAUAGAUGGACUUCCUGGUGAAGAAGGCGAUGUUGGACUACCAGGACCGCCUGGUUUCCCUGGACUUGAUGGCGAGAUGGGUGCUCCUGGUCGUCCUGGACUGGACGGCGUUAAAGGAGAUCGCGGUUUACCAGGACUUAUCGGAUUGCCUGGUAUUUCCGGAGCACUUGGAGAAAAAGGAGAUCGCGGUCCACCGGGACCAACAAUCCAGAUUAAGGGCGAAAAGGGUGAGCCAGGUAUUCCUGGAAUUCCUGGAAAAGAAGGAGAGAAAGGUGAUCAGGGUCUGUUAGGAAUCGGUGGUUACGAUGGCGAAAAGGGUGAUAGAGGUUUAUCUGGACCUCCUGGAGUUUCUGGACCUCAUGGCGCUCCUGGACCUAAAGGCGACCAAGGACCUGUCGGUUUCCCUGGUGCUCCUGGAAUUACGAUAAAGGGCGAAAAAGGUCUACCAGGUUUGAUGGGUAAGCAUGGUAGAGACGGUUUACCCGGACGACCGGGAGAGAAAGGUGAACAAGGAUUGCCCGGUUUGCCUGGAACGAAGGGAAACAUUGGACCUUCCGGACCGAUUGGACCGCAAGGCGAGAAAGGUGAUCAAGGACCAUCAGGUUUGACUGGACCACCAGGACGUGAUGGAGCUCCUGGUCUUGAAGGCGUACCUGGAUUAUCUGGUGAGAGAGGACAGAAAGGUGAUCAAGGACCGCCCGGAGCAUUUGGCCUCCCAGGACAAAAGGGAGAAUCCGGACGACCAGGACCAAGUGGAUUGGAUGGACCUGUAGGAGAAAAGGGUGAUAGAGGUUGGGAGGGUGUAAAUGGUCUACCUGGAUUAUCUGGCGAGAAAGGUGACAGAGGAUUCCCUGGUGAAGUUGGACUGAUAGGUAGUGUUGGUUUCGUGGGUCCGAAAGGUGAAAAGGGUGAAGACUGUAUCGAGCCGCCGAUGGGACCUAAAGGAGAUCGCGGAUAUCCUGGAGCAACCGGACCGCCUGGUCCAUCAGGAGAGAAAGGACUUCCGGGCCCACCUGGCUUCCCCGGCUUGGACGGUAUCAAAGGCGCUCAAGGUUUCGACGGUCCACCCGGACCGUCCGGACUACCAGGAUUACCUGGACCGGUUGGUACGCCUGGUCUACCGGGUCUUCAAGGUCCCGUCGGUGCGCCAGGACCUGUCGGCGAGUCCGGUGCACCCUGCGAAGCGACACCUGACUAUCUCACCGGCAUUCUCCUGGUCAAGCACAGUCAAAGUCAGACCGUACCAGUCUGUGAACGAGGCCACAUCAAGCUAUGGGAAGGAUACAGUUUGCUCUACACCGACGGCGACGAGCGAGCACACUCUCAAGACUUGGGUUACGGCGGCUCAUGUGUAAGAAAGUUCUCGACGAUGCCCUUCCUGUUCUGCGACGUCAACAACGUCUGCCAUUAUGCUAGUCGCAAUGAUCGCUCUUACUGGCUGUCGACCAAUAGUCCAAUUCCCAUGAUGCCUGUCGAGGAGAGGGCGAUAGAAGAAUAUAUCUCCAGGUGCGUGGUGUGCGAAGUUCCAGCUAAUGUGAUAGCGGUGCACAGUCAAUCGAUAAGCAUUCCAGAAUGUCCGGCAGGAUGGACCGGUCUUUGGAUCGGCUACAGUUUCGUUAUGCACACCGGCGCGGGUUCCCAGGGCGGCGGCCAGUCCCUGUCGAGUCCUGGAUCCUGCCUGGAGGACUUCCGCGCCACACCGUUCAUCGAGUGCAACGGCGCCAAAGGACACUGCCAUUACUAUACUAAUCAGUACAGCUUCUGGAUGGUGACCAUAGAGGACGGCCAGCAGUUCAGGAGUCCUGAGAAGCAGACCCUAAAGGCGGGCAAUCUUAGGUCCCGAAUAAGUCGCUGCCAAGUUUGUAUAAAGGAUACGUAAGCACUGCGCGCCACCGUUUACACGCAGUCACAUUUACACGCACGUACACUGACACAUACAUACACACAUGCACACACAGUCACACUUCCCUUUUUCUCUUUCCUUUCUUGAUACGAGAACAGAAGCGAAGAAACGAAACUGUCGCCAGUGUAAACGAGCGACGACCGAGAUCCGUGCGAUUUCGUCGAGUUCCGGCGUUUCAGCGACGCGUUGAAAACGGUCUUCGUUCUUGAGAGACAAUGAGAACGCGCGCGCGGAUCAUCCGCGAGGGCUCGGCCUGUCGAGAUCGUGCCGGGUUUCGGGCCACCCGUACCACAGGGAAGAAAAGAGCGGUAACGACUUCGCGAACGACGGAACUUCGGAGGGCUCGCCUCGACGCGACGUCGACGACGCCGCUGACGGAGAGAGCGACGCAUCCUUGUCUCCUGUGAUUCCCUCUGCCAAGUGUGUUCCUCAGCCACAUUUUGUCUUCAUUAUCUCUCCUACCUCCCUCCCAUCGUCCACCUUUUACCGUAUCACUUCCGCGCACUCUGUCCAGAGUAACUUCUCGCCCCCCGAGAGUCACCCUCUCCGCUCUCUCGUUACCCGCUCUGCCAUCUUCCUCCACUUCCCGCGAGCGCUUCCUCCUUUUCGCCAUAUGUGUUUUCUCUUCCUUUUUAUAUAGAUAUAUAUAUAUAAAUAUGUAUAACUAUUCAAGCAAGUGCCUCUAGCGUACUACUCUAGCAUGUAAAAUAAUAUAUUUAUAUCUCGUAUGUUGAAUCUCGUACGUUUUUUUUUUCGAGAGAGAGAGGAGUCUAAGUUCUAUUCGUACUACCACGGACACUGCCCAUAUCCAAUAUGGCACACAUUUUACAUAUUGUAUAUUAAUAUAAACGAUCUUAGCCUGGUAAUCGUGUGACGCCAAAUAUUUAAAUAAAUAGGUAUUUUGCUACGUA
This is a messenger RNA of Ooceraea biroi (clonal raider ant), 6976 nucleotides long. It is a transcript of the gene Col4a1, whose product is annotated as Collagen type IV alpha 1. Gene Ontology annotation, molecular function: extracellular matrix structural constituent. Lineage: Eukaryota; Metazoa; Arthropoda; Insecta; Hymenoptera; Formicidae. The record is from RefSeq and is a predicted model, not a curated record. Gene Ontology annotation, cellular component: collagen trimer.